UCAAUUGAAUCCAAACUAAACGUGAUUGUAUAGAAGAAUACACGAAAAAGAAAAUCAAACAAAAUGUAAUGGAAGAGAGACAAGUGGACAAAGAGGAGACGAACCACGAAAAACAAGAUUUAGUAACGGCUUUAACUGUAACCAACUCAUCACCUGAAUGGAAUUAAACCCAUCAUUUCUUUAGUUCAAUCAUAACUAAACCCCGUAACCCUCGUUGGAUCUCUCAUUCUCUUUUUUCUUUUCAAAAAAAAAAAAAAAAGAUAGCAAAUUAAAAAGAAAAGAAGCUAUUCUUAUAUCUUCAUUUUAACAGGAAAUUAAAGCUUUCCCUUAAGCUAGGGUUAAUUAACCCUAAAAAUCUAAUUUCAUUGUUCUCAUCCUUCCCAUGCAUUUCCUUGACCUCUCAUUCCUUUCAUUUUGAUAUAUCAUUGCCUUGCUUUCUUCAUGGGCUGUGGCAUAUCUAAGUCAGAGCUGGAAGAGAGAGGGCAAGGCUAUCACAUAAGAUCCCUUCGUCGAAGAAAUACUGAGGAAAAAGAAGAUGAUUCCAAUUCUUUCACGAGUCGCCAACGGAAGAGUGUCUCUUCAUUGGCAAGUGAAGGUGGGUUCUUGAGAAGGGUUCUUGGUUCUCUUGAGAAGGAAAGAGGGACGGAGAGAGAUGUAAUAUUAGAUUCCAACGACAAUGUUGGCCUGAAAAGCAUUUCUUCUUCUUCUCCAGGAAUGGACUAUAAUAAUAAUAAUAAUAAUAAUGCCUUCAGUUUGAUUAAGCAACCCCAUGUAGAAACAAUGGAUAAAGAAACUACAAAAGAAAGCAUGGUUAUUAAUAAUAAAGAGAUGGAGAAACAGGAAUCCAUUGAUGAUAAAGAGGGAAUGAUUAUUAGGGCAAGGCCAAGUAAUGUAGAGGCUAGCAUAUUGUUUGGCCCAGGUUCUCCCAGUUUCAGGGUGUAUUGUGCUCAUAAUGACUUUAUCGCUAGAACCUAUGAAGAAGAUAAUGUUGAUGAUGAUAGGGAAGAGAUCAAAUUGACAAAGGAAACCCAAAAGGGAUCGGAUAUACUGCCGACGGCAAAAAGAGGACGGAGGGUAAGAGGAAUAAGGAAUGCAAUGCACAUGGGUGGAUCAGCACUUGGACUUAGGAGUGUCUUUGUGCAAAGGGGAGGACCAGCAGUAGGAAGGAAAAACAAUGUAACGAGUGGCUUGAGCAGGAGUCACAAUUCUACACCUUCUAAUGAGGAUACAAGUAAAUUAAUUGCAUAAGCUGUCCGAUAAUCAUCUUAUUUAUCUCCAUAAGGGUAAUUAACCAGGACGCAAUAAUCUUUUCAUUCCUUGGAGCUUUCCCCUCUUUUUGUUAACCCUGAAAAAAGAAAAUGGAAAGAAAAACUAACAAAUUACCUUUAUGUCGUUCUUUGUUUGUUGAAGAGUAUUCAUUUCUUCAAUUUUUAUGUAGAUAGGGGUAUUAUGGUGUCUAUGUCAUUGUCAGCAGUGUAUUAUAUGCGUUUGUGCUCAGUUUUCCCUCUGUACUGUAUAUGAUUUUGCAAUGCAAGAGUAACCCUCUUUGCAAAAUAUAAUUUUCAGAAACUCAGCCUAAGCUUAUUAUAUUAUUAUUAUUAUUAUUAUUAUUA
Messenger RNA from Ricinus communis (castor bean), 1613 nucleotides. RefSeq lists its product as uncharacterized. The record is from RefSeq and is a predicted model, not a curated record. The coding region runs from base 442 to 1248 and encodes 268 amino acids. Lineage: Eukaryota; Viridiplantae; Streptophyta; Magnoliopsida; Malpighiales; Euphorbiaceae. The transcript is spliced from 3 exons.